Odontomachus brunneus is the source of this 5389-nucleotide messenger RNA. Its product is annotated as sarcalumenin. Gene Ontology annotation, molecular function: GTP binding. The record is from RefSeq and is a predicted model, not a curated record. Lineage: Eukaryota; Metazoa; Arthropoda; Insecta; Hymenoptera; Formicidae. The coding region runs from base 279 to 3140 and encodes 953 amino acids. The transcript has 11 exons.
GCCGAUGACCACGAAAUUACUCGGACGGACUCGAAGAAACAGCGAGAAGAAAAAUGCGAGGCUCGCUGCGUGGCUCUCUCCUCGUCUCGUCCCUGUCCGUGGGGUAAGACGUAGCGACGAACGAAGAGUAGAGAGGGGCGUCUUCAGGGUUUGGCGGUAGUGACAAUGCCAGUUCCUCGCGGGCUAGUUGGAGUCGAGAGCGACGACGGGAUCGAGAAGUGAGAGACAAGCUAGCUGCCAACGCUGGCCGCUGAUCGUGUAGUGCCUAGUGAUACGAGAUGACGGUUGCGCGAAUGAGACCCGCGCUAGUCGCGGGCCUCUUCCUGAGCCUUCUAGCUGUCGCCUUACAAGGUGUCCUGAGCGAGGAGGAGCUAGACAAGGUACCGUCCGAAGACUUGUGUCGACCGUAUAUUGAGAAGGCGCUCAAAGGCCUCGGUACAGGAUCUCUGGAGCAGACCAGUGCAGAGGUUGGAGUUGGGGUCGAGGUCGACCAAGAGAGUCGCGAGGAAACACGGGUUGCGAGCGAAGAGGUACUAGCUGAUGAAGCAGCAAACGACGUUUCAGAAGAGGUGGAUGAAAUCAAAGACGAAGAAGAUACGGUAGAACAAAGCAUUGAAGCGGCAGAAGCUGACGAAAGUAAAGAAGCGACUGAAGAACAAGUCGAUACUAGCGAAGAAAAGGUAGAAGGUAAAUCCGAAAAAGAUGAAGGCGGACAAAGCGACGAAGCCGAGACUACCGAGAGUGCUGAGAUCAGCACCGCCCGGGAAGAGGAAAUAGAGGAAGCAGCUGACACGCCCGCCGGGAUAGCUGAAGAAGAACAGACCGACUCUCCCGAGAAAAUAACCGAAAGCGAAGAGGGCUCCGAUCAAGCGACAGCCGAGGAGGAAGAUGAAAAGCCCGACGAAGAAAAAUCAGACGAAGAAGCAAAAGUAGAAGAUGAAAAGUCUGAGGAGGAGGAAGAGAAAGCAGACGACGAAACAAAGUCCGAGGAAGAAAAGGACGAAACUGAAGAAGAAUCGAGAAUCGAGGAAGAGGAAGGCCAGCAAGAGGAAUCCGAAGAAGCUACCGAAGAAGUAGCGCUCGAGUCUAAAGAAGAGGCGGAAUCUGAGCAAGCAUCUACGGAAGUUAGCGUCGAAGCGGAAGGAGCCGAAGAAGAUGCCGUAUCAAUCGAAGAUCGGACACUGAGUGGUGAAAGUAAACAGGAUAGCGUCGAGGAAGAAGCGCAAACUGAGAGUGCCGAAGCUGAAAGUGAAAUAGAAGAAAGAGCGAGUGAAGAAACUACUGAAGUAACCGGUUCUGAGGAUAUAGAAGAGAGUGCAAAAUCAGCAGAAGCGGAGGACGAAGAAGAAGAGGACAAAGGAGAAGAAGAAGAAGAAGAAGCAAGAACGAUGUCCGCCGAGGAGGAAGAGGAAAAAUCUGCGGAGGACGAGAAGAAAUCCACAGAGGACGAAGAAAAGGAAGCGAAAUCUGAGGAAGAAGAAGCAAAAUGCGACAAGGAUGACGCGGAAUGUGAACGUUCUGCCGAGCAGGGAAGUCAGGGGAAGAGUAAAGCCGAGAAAUCCGAGGAAGAAGAAGACAAGGAGGAUGAAGAGGAGACGGAGGGAAAAUCGGAAGAGGAAGGAGCAAAGUCUGAAGAAGAAGAAGAAGAUCGACAUGUCAAAUCACGCGGAAGGCGACAAGUCGACGAGGAAGAUACUAAAGUAACUGGCGAGUCUAUGGAGGAAGCAGCCAUUAGCGAGGAAGAGGAAGAGAAAGAGGAAGAGCGAGAACAAGAGCCCACUCCGGAGGAGGAUUUGAUUCAGGAUAUCGAAAUACCAGAGAACCUCCGGCCUAGAGAUCACAUAAACCAGCUGUUAAAAUUAGACGAAGAAAACGAGCAGAAGGAGCGAGCUACGCAAAGAAUGGCAGAUAUCAUUCUCAGGGAUCUGAAGAGACUGUACGACAACGCUAUACAGCCGUUAGAAACCAUGUAUAAAUACAGGGACUUGAGCAACAGACACUUUGGAGAUCCCGAGAUAUUCUCCAAGCCACUAGUGCUCUUUAUGGGUCCGUGGAGCGGUGGAAAGUCGUCCAUCAUCAAUUACCUGCUUGACAUCGAGUACAAACCCAUGUCGCUGAGGACAGGGGCCGAGCCAUCCCCGGCGUAUUUUAACAUAAUAAUGCACGGCGAGGAAGAGGAGAUCCUCGAUGGCACCCAGCUGGCCGCCGAUUGGACCUUCUCGGGGCUGCAGAAGUUUGGCCAGGGUAUGCUGGAUCGUCUCAGAGGCCUACGACUCAACAACAAGUUGCUGGAAAAGGUGAAUAUCGUCGAGAUACCAGGAAUCUUGGAGAUUCGUAAGCAAGUUCAACGUUUGUUCCCCUUCAACGACGCCUGCCAGUGGUUCAUCGAUCGAGCGGACAUAAUAUUUCUGGUUUACGAUCCCGCCAAACUAGACGUCGGACCCGAGACCGAGGCGAUUCUGGACCAGCUGAAGGGAAGGGAAUAUCAGACCCGCAUCAUUCUUAACAAGGCGGACCAGGUAAAACCGGAAGAAUUGAUGAGAGUGCAGGGCGCAUUAAUAUGGAAUAUAUCGCCGCUGAUGUCAAGUGCAGAGCCGCCGAUAAUGUACUCCACGUCGUUGUGGUCGUUACCCUAUGAGGCUGGCGCCCCCACCAGACUGCUGUACGCUCAGGAACGCGCAUUCCUGCGCGAUCUGCGUACCGCGAUAAACAAGAGAGUCGAGCACAAGAUAGCGAGCGCCAGAAGAUUUGCCGUACGAGUGCGCAACCACGCGAAAAUGGUGGACUGCUAUCUAACAACGUACUACAAUCACAAGACGUUCUUCGGCGACAAACGGCAAAUCAGCGACAAGAUUAUCGAAAAUCCGCAAGACUAUCACAUCUACGAGGGUCUCAGCACUCUGACCAACAUAUCGCGAUACGAUCUUCCCGACCCGGACGUUUAUCGUGAUUUCUUCCGAUUAAAUGCGCUCUACGACUUCCCGCUGCUGAGCUCCACGUGCACGUACUUCCGCGGCUGCCCGAUCAAUAGGCUCGACGUGGCCAUCGCCUACGAUCUACCCGAACUUGUGGGCAAGUAUAAGAAGUCGGUGGAGGCGGUGCUGCACGAGAACGAGAGUAACAACAGCCCUACGAGUUGAGUACGAGUCUGCAGUCCGAAACAGAGUAGCUCUUGAUACCAUGUGAAGUACGGACUGGUGAGGCUUAGCGCCGAAAUGCCUUGGUAGCGCGAAAGUAAAAGUCAAGGACAAAAGUCGUCGCGACUCGCGCGUUGUACGACGAGGACUCCGAGGACAGCGAAAGUGGUCCGAUAUUUGAGAUGGUACCGAGGACUCUCUUUCUAAAAUUCGGAGAGUUGGGUCGCGCUAUCCUCGCAUCGUGUUCGAUGUUGCUCCAAAGACAAGCGGUCGGUGAUUUACGUGAGAAGCUCUGAGACGAUUAUGAAGGAAAGAGAGAAGAGCAGGAAGCAGUUUGUCGAAGCAUGCGAGCUGAGGUAUCGGUUAUCUAUCGAGAGGAUAGCAAACUCAACGCCAAGUAUCCGUAGAUCCGAAUAGUUUAGCCUCGUCCCUCAGGGCAGAACACGACGAGUGGAGUGUGUAUCAUGCCAAGUCGGUCGGCGCAACUCCUCCUCCUCCUCCUCCUCCGCGAUUGCAGAGAAGAGCAAGUGUGUUGCUUAUCUGGUAAACAAUGCGAGUGCUACCAUUCCGAUCCAAAAGCGGGCAGUGAGAGUUCUCCUCGAAUAUGUGUUCAGAUAUCGGUUCCUCUUGACGAAAACGCACGUUUAGGUGCGCAACAGAGAUGUCAACUCGCUUCUACAAGAACUCGACUCGAAAAUAUCGAAAUUUUAUCUUCUUGACUCGAAGAAUCAUUGCUAUCAAGUUUCUUUCUAACAUUGAUCAGAGAUUGAUCUGCCUAAUUUUUAUCUCGUUAAAUUCCAAAAUUUGAGAAGAUUGCAUCUUUUUAUUUUCGACUUUUUUUUUCAAAAUCGAGUUCUCAAGGAAAUGCACAAUAUCAUUGUUGCAUCGAGUCCUUCAAUUCGUUUGUCUCGUGACGACGAAUCGAUGCCUGCUGAAAGCCUUUUUUCUCAAAGAAAAACAGACUCUCCGGAAUCAACGUAAUGUUGAACAACUGCAACAGUUUCGUCCGCCAAGUUCCUUCAUGACAGGAACAUAUCUCUAAUCGUAUCGAAAUAUUUCCAUUGUGAAAGAGAUAAAGUGAUCUCUCUUUGUGGCUUUUGUGAAAUAUGCCUUAUAUAAACUGAUUGUGUUCUUAUUAAACUGUAAUUAAAACAAUUAUAACAAAAGUGUGCUGAUUUCUCACGCGUUUCCAAUGUGAUAACGUGUGUGAGAUAGAUCGUGGUGGAGCUUUUCUGAUCCGAGAUUUGGACUUGUUCGAAUUUACAGUAGGCGCAACAUGCGUUUCCUACAUAUUUUAGACACGGAAUCUUCUUACAUAAUUAUAUCGUAAGAUUCGCAGAUACUUUUAACCCUUCGUUUUUUAAAUUCUGAAAUCCUUGACGAUUUUUUCCUUUCAACUCCGAGAUCCUUAGAUAUUUUUUACUAUUUAAAUCCCUAAAUUACCACGAAUUCUCGCGAUGUUUUCUUCUCAAUUCCCUUUCUUUCAUAGUUUCUUUCCUUUAAUUUCCAAUUCCUAACGAUUCUAUUUCUAUUCUUUAAAGUUUGCUUAGACUUUAUAUUCUUAGACUCGAAGCCUGUACUCCCUAGUAGAUUACUAGUAGAAGAUUGCCUCAUGCUCCUUAUCCAUCGUUGUUGCCAAUAUUACUAAUCUCGAACUGACAGACGAAAACGUUCACAAUAAGUGAAUCACAUUAAUAUGUACGAUUCUAAUAAAAAAGCAAUGAUCCUACGCGAAGGCAAAUAUAGUAAUGAUGUGUUUCCAGUUCUCUGCGCAUUGCGUCUUACAACGAGCGCGCAGCACGUUUUAAUCGAUUUGCAUUCUAAAUCGCGGAUAAUCGAGAGAACUUUAUUUAUCCACAUAAGAUUAUAUAAGCGAUACGCGAUUUAUUAUACUCUUAAAUGCGAAUAUUGUUAAUAUUAUUAUUGUUGUUGUGCAUUGUUGUUGCUAUUGUCAUCAUUGUUAUCUCACAUUAUAUACAUUAUAUAUAAAGAUUACAUUAAGUAAAUUUAGUAUUGUUACAAGAAACAUGUGUUACCGAGGCAUCUGUAUCUCUCUAGUUGGAGUACGGUAUCAUUUAAUACAUCGGCGAACAAUGUACUUUUAGAUUAAGUAAAGAAAGCGGGCGGACGGGCAGGCGAGCGAGAGAGCGAAAGAGCGAGAGAGAGAGAGAGAGAGAGAGACUUUACGAAAUUAUAAUUCUAAAUACUGUUUAGGCAAGUGUAUGUUUGAAAUAAGAACGUGUGUAAUGAUA